Pteronotus mesoamericanus is the source of this 2199-nucleotide messenger RNA. RefSeq names its product transient receptor potential cation channel subfamily V member 5 (gene TRPV5). Gene Ontology annotation, cellular component: plasma membrane. The transcript is spliced from 15 exons. The record is from RefSeq and is a predicted model, not a curated record. Gene Ontology annotation, biological process: calcium ion import across plasma membrane. NCBI's taxonomy places the organism in Eukaryota, Metazoa, Chordata, Mammalia, Chiroptera, Mormoopidae. The coding region runs from base 1 to 2199 and encodes 732 amino acids. Gene Ontology annotation, molecular function: protein binding; calcium channel activity.
AUGGGGGUUCCUCCACCCAAGGUGAGAGGGUCCUGGGCCCACCUCCAGGAACUGCUCACCUCUUGGCUGUUCUGGGAGAGAGACGGGGAUCAGCGACUGGACGAGGCCCACCUGCUGCAACAGAAGAGGAUUCGAGAAUCGCCGCUGCUUCAGGCAGCCAAAGACAAUGACCUGUGUGCCCUGAAGAGACUUCUGCUGGACAGAACCUGCGACUUGCGACAAAGAGGAGCCAUGGGGGAGACAGCGCUGCAUGUGGCGGCCCUCUAUGACAAUCUGGAGGCGGCCAUGGUGCUGAUGGAGGCUGCCCCGGACCUGGCCUUAGAGCCCAUCCUGUGCGAGCCCUUUGUAGGUCAGACUGCACUGCACGUGGCCAUCCUGAACCAGAACGUGAACUUGGUGAGGGCCCUGCUCGCCCACGGGGCCAGCGUCUCCGCCAGAGCUACAGGUGCAGCUUUCCGCCACAGCCCGCACAACCACAUCUACUUCGGGGAGCACCCUCUGUCCUUCGCCGCCUGCAUGGGCAGCGAGGAGAUCGUGCGUCUGCUCAUCGAACAUGGAGCGAACAUCCGGGCCCAGGACUCCCUGGGAAACACAGUGUUGCACAUCCUCGUCUUCCAGCCCAACAAGACCUUUGCCUGCCAGAUGUACAACCUGCUGCUGUCCUACGAUGGGCGCGGAGGCCACCUGCAGUCCCUGGACCUCGUGCCCAAUCACCAGGGCCUCACCCCCUUCAAGCUGGCGGGAGUGGAGGGCAACACUGUGAUGUUCCAACACCUCAUGCAGAAGCGGAAGCACAUCCAGUGGACCUGCGGGCCACUGACUUCCACUCUCUAUGACCUCACAGAGAUCGACUGCUGGGGAGAGAAGGUGUCCUUUCUGGAGCUCGUGGUCUCUUCCAAGAAGCGGGAGGCUCGCCAGAUCCUAGAACAGACCCCCGUGAAGCAGCUGGUGAGCCUCAAGUGGAAGAGAUAUGGGCGGCCCUACUUCUGUAUUCUGGGUGUCUUGUACGUGCUCUAUAUGGUCUGCUUCACCACGUGCUGCGUCUACCGUCCCCUCAAGUUCCGCCAUGGCAAUCGCACUAUGUCCGACCGGGAUAUCACCAUCCUGGAGCAGAAGCCACUACAGGAGGCCUAUGUCACUGAGCAGGAUAAGAUCCGGCUGGUCGGGGAGCUGGUGACCAUCACCGGGGCUGUGAUCAUGCUGUUCCUCGAGAUCCCGGACAUCUUCAGGGUUGGCGCCUCUCGCUAUUUUGGACAGACCGUCCUUGGGGGGCCAUUCCAUGUCAUCAUCAUCACCUCUGCAUCUCUAGUGCUGGUCACCAUGGUGAUGAGGCUCACCAGCACCCACGGGGAGGUGGUGCCCAUGGCCUUCGCCCUGGUGCUGGGCUGGUGCAGCGUCAUGUACUUCGCCCGAGGAUUCCAGAUGCUGGGCCCCUUCAGCAUCAUGAUCCAGAAGAUGAUUUUCGGAGAUCUACUGCGUUUCUGCUGGCUGAUGGCGGUGGUUAUUCUGGGGUUUGCUUCAGCCUUCUAUAUCAUCUUCCAGACGGAGGACCCAAAAGAGCUGGGGGAAUUCCAUGACUACCCCACGUCACUGUUCAGCACCUUUGAGCUUUUCCUCACUAUCAUUGAUGGCCCUGCCAACUACGACGUGGACCUGCCCUUCGUGUACAGCAUCACCUAUGCUGCCUUCGCCAUCAUCGCCACCCUGCUCAUGCUCAACCUCCUCAUCGCCAUGAUGGGUGACACUCACUGGCGGGUGGCCCAAGAGCGGGAUGAGCUCUGGAGAGCCCAGGUCGUGGCCACCACGGUGAUGCUGGAGAGAAAGAUGCCUCGCUUCCUGUGGCCUCGCUCUGGCAUCUGCGGGUGCAAGUACGGUCUGGGAGACCGCUGGUUCCUGCGAAUCGAGAGUCUCCAUGACCAAAAUCCUUUGCGCGUGCUCCGCUAUGUGGAAGCUUUCAAGUCCUUAGACAAGGAGGAUGAACAAGAGCAUCUUUCCGAGAAACAUCCCUCCGUGUUUGAAAGUGAGACUCUAGCCAGAGCCUCCAUGACCCUGCCAACGCCUUCUCUGUCCCGGACCACAUCCCACAGCAGCAGCAGCCACCGGGGCUGGGAAGUCCUUCGUCGCAACACCUUGGGACACUUGAAUCUUGGACUGGACCCUGGAGAGGGGGAUGGAGAGGAAAUAGUUAUCUAUGAGUAG